AUAAUUUCAAAAUACUGACCAAUCGUAUUUGAGUUUGGUACAGCUGAUUCAAGGUCAUAAAUGUUUAUUUACAUCCCUUCUUUGUGAGUUCAUUCCUACAUUUUCAAGUUUUCACUUAUUGUUGCACAAAAGCUGAGAAAUAAGAUUACUUCUGCUAUCAUUGGUUCCUCUCUUUUCCUAGUUUCGUAAGAUAAGAUCAUGUAAAUUUAGUGAUAGCAAGUAUGCAUUUCUGUCAUCUUUAAUCCCUCUCAUUAUUUUGAUCCGGAGAAAUGUUUUUAUGAAUCAGGUGAUGACUUUUAUCAUGUUGUUUUACGUCUUGGCGCUUGACAUCUUCUUUAAAGUUGUUUCCAACUUAACUCCACUUGUAAAGAAAACUUUGUUCUAACUACAAUAUUUUUAUCUGAAUAUAACGUCAUAGCCGUUAUUUGGCAGUAAGGCACAUCUUCUCAGUGAGGAGUGUGCCAGCCGUUCUUUGGUGAAGAUAUCAAUGGAUUUCUAAUAAAUAAGGAAUCAAAGCUGCAAACUAUUCCACAAAAUACUUGUCACAACGCUGUGAAUAAUAUUUGUUUCUUUCAAGAGUUCACUUCAGAGCACAUUCGGUCUUUUCCUACGUGGAUGAUAGAUUUAUUAGCUUGUCUUGAACCUCACCGCUCAUAUCUCCAUGUUCAUCUAAUCUUCUUAAAUGAUUCAUCAGUCAUAGAUUUUACGUCUUUUUUGUUAGAAAUUUCCCGUUGUUGACCACUCAGAAAGACAAAUGGGGCACAGCCUAAGUUAAUACAAUAAUGGUUUCCAGACCCAUUACGACUGCUUCACAGUCGAGUAGUUCUAGAGAAAGGCGAAGUCUGUAGACCAUAGAAUUCUAAUUAUUGUACAGAAUCACUUUGUAUUCUGAGACACCACAAAAACCAUCUUGGAGUUCAAAUACUUUCUUGUAAAAGACGUUGAGAUGUCCUACUACGGACGUUAUACUUAAGCUAUGAACUAUGCGACUUGAAUGAAAUAUGAACUAGGUGCGUGGUUGAAAACUUAUCAAUAAAUUUUCACGGUUGUAGAGUGUAUAACCACUACUAUGUCUAUGCCCAAAUAUUUGAAGGCUGUGCGAAGUGAUUACAUCAAAUGAAUCACCCAGUUAUCCGCUAAAUUGUAUUAUACUGUCUUUCUCAAGUCAUGCCUUGCGAUUAAUCUUCACUCGUUUCUUCCUAAACCACAUGGCAGUUUUGUCCCACGUAUGAUGCAUUGGUAACAGGUGUUGGUCUGUAAAACCGGCCUAUAAUUAUUUUUUGAGCAUCAAAUCAUCAACAACCUAAACAAUUAAUUCAAGUCAGAUUAAAUCUCUGCUAGAGACUUGGGAAAGUAUUUCUCUAAAUCGUUCACAAUAGAGCAGCUGUAUUUAGUCUUUAUCGUUUUCUCAAUCUUGAAUUCCAUUAUUUUGUUGAAUAUGCAUUCGUUUCAGUUACAUCUAGUUUACUCAUACGUUCUGUCUUCUGCCGCAAAGAUAGUCCUCUAUCCUAGGUUAGUCACUCGAUACUUUCACUAUUUGGAAGUGUCUUGUAAAUGUGCGUUCAAAAAUUAAUAACCAACCUGUCGUUAACCUACGAAGCCAUAACCAACUACAAACCAAAGCUGUAACAUGCGAGCUGCACGGUUGUUUACCACCCACUUUGUCUUGGAAUACUCUCCUACAUAGAAGUAGGUUGACCAGAUCUAUACGUGCGACCAAUCUACAUAAUCACUGACUAAUAGACUGAGUCAUGUUGUUAACGCAGGCUUCGUCGUUGGAAGUUUUGUAAUAGUUGUAAUAUAUAGUUAGAAAUGCUACGUUAUAUGGUCCAAAAUCAAUUUUGAUACCAGUAGAAGUAAUAAUACAGAUAGACAUAUUAUUUAUCUCCCUCUUCAUCUUAAAUUCUGGAUCGUUACGUACGUUUCAUCCUUUGGUCUCAACUUUUGGUUUUGAAAGAUAUUUCUGAUGCAUAUACCACUAAACGGUUGGUAUUAUUGAACUCUUCUACUUUUUGUUUUGUUGAUUUUCUGUCGAUGCCCUGAUGUAACUUGGAUUAUUACACAAACAAUAUUUGUUUCCGUUUUUCUAUGCUUACGUUAUGGAUGCACACUUUUCAAGUAUAUUUAAUUGGAUUUUGGUUUCUAUAUUUGAUAAACACGAAUAAUUAAAUUUAUCAUGCUUUUAGGUAAAAUAUAUUGAUCCCAUUUUGCAGAAACAAUUGUUUGUCACUUCUAACCAUGAUGAAAGCCUGGCAAUUAGUCGAUAUUAAUGGUGAGGUGAUCAAUGAAGAAGAUAUUUCAAGUGUUGGUUCUGAUUGGUCAUUCAUGCAAUUCGAUAGAGAUGAUGGAUAUCCAAGUCGCCCACAUUCGGUAGCUGGUCGACGAUCAGACACUGAAUGUGAAUAUAAAUCUCGUUCACCUUCUGCAAACAGUGAUUAUAACUGCUAUAGCUCUCAUUGUAGUCUGGACAGAUACAAUGAGCCUCCCGUAAGAUCCAAAAAUGCCAACAAAUCAUCAAAGAACAAACAUUUGUCUGGGACUGUUCCUGAAAAUACAGUAAUUCCUAUAACAUCAAAAACCGAAAUAUUAAAAUCUCAUCCACGUAAUGGAUUACGACCUGGUCAUAUACAUCAGUCCUCCGCUAGAAAUUCCAAUGGAACACGUCAAGCGUUGGCACGUUGGAAUGCUUGUCGUAAACAAAAUAAUCAUACAAACCUAUGCGUUGAUUCUCAACGUUCCAAAUGUUUACGCCGUGGUCCACUAAUCAAUCAUGGUUUUCAACGUCGUCAAGUUCGUAUGGGAAACGGUGGUCAUAUACCUCAUCAAAGAAGUUAAUAAAAAACUAAGAAACUAAUUUGUUUUUUGUGAUAUUUUGCUCCUACAACGUUGUAACAGCGGAUAUUUGGUGUUCAGUUUGUUUGUCACACUGAUAUAGUGACAGUAAUAACUUACAUAUGAUUCUUCUAAAUUACUUAGUGUCUUAGUGUUAUAAAUAAAAAAAAUAAACACGAAAAAUAUACACUCAAUCAACAGCUAUAUUCUAUAUCAAAGUUUAGUUAUUUUACUCAUUUUCCGUGUGUUCUAUCUGUUCUUCGGAAUAUUCAUAUUUUUCUUCUGCAGAUAUACUAGUCACAUUCUAAUGACUGCUACAUUUAAACCUAUUCCCCACAUGUUACCCAUAAAAAUAUAUAGACAUGGGUCAUGAAAAUCGCUUCUUUCAGCUAUAAUAUUUGCGAUAUUGUGUCCUAUUGGUUUGUUCUAUUAUUUGUUUAUAUUUGUGUGUUAGUUAUUAUAUUGCUAUAUUUGAUGUAAUUGUAAUAUGUUUACUGGUUAGUAGUAUAUUUUCAAUAAUUUGUUUGGAUUGCUUUCUAAUAUAUUUAUUCUAUGGAUUUUCAUAUUUCCAUUUGUAUCUAUAUGCAGCUGGAAUAUAUGUUAAUUAGUCCCUUAUAUUUUCUUGUGUUCUUGUUGUACUCACUGAUAUUUGUUUAUUUCUAGUGCUCUUCUUUUUUUGCUGUCUUCACUUUUAAGACAGUUUGCUCAAAUUAUACAAUAUUUAAUUAA
Schistosoma haematobium is the source of this 3561-nucleotide messenger RNA. RefSeq lists its product as uncharacterized. The record is from RefSeq and is a predicted model, not a curated record. The transcript has 2 exons. Bases 2239 to 2835 code for a protein of 198 amino acids. Lineage: Eukaryota; Metazoa; Platyhelminthes; Trematoda; Strigeidida; Schistosomatidae.